CUCGCGUUCAACCUUUCCGAUCGCUCGAGCGGAGGUCAUCGUCCAUGGCGGAGAAGCAUUUCAAGUACGUCAUCCUCGGCGGCGGCGUUGCGGCGGGAUACGCUGCUAGAGAAUUUGCAAAGCAUGGCCUCAAUCCAGGAGAAUUAGCAAUCAUCUCAAAAGAGGCGGUGGCUCCUUAUGAACGCCCAGCGCUUAGCAAGGCAUAUCUCUUCCCUCAGGGUGCUGCAAGGCUCCCAGGCUUUCAUGUUUGUGUUGGAAGUGGAGGGGAAAGACUGCUUCCGGAAUGGUACUCAGAAAAGGGGAUAGAACUGAUCCUCAGCACUGAAAUUGUAAAAGCUGAUCUUGCUUCCAAGACUUUGACCAGUGCAGCUGGUGCAAUCUUCACAUAUGACAUUUUGAUUAUAGCCACUGGUUCCACUGUCAUAAAUCUCUCCGAUUUUGGUACGCCUGGAGCAGAUGCUAACAAUAUAUUCUACAUGAGGGAAAUUGAUGAUGCUGACAAGCUUGUGGCAGCCAUCCAAGCAAAGAAGAAUGGGAAGGCUGUCAUUGUUGGUGGUGGAUACAUUGGGCUUGAACUUAGUGCUGCGAUGAAGAUAAACAACUUCGAUGUCACUAUGGUGUAUCCUGAACCCUGGUGCAUGCCAAGGCUAUUCACUCCAGAAAUCGCUGCUUUCUAUGAAAGUGAUUAUGCAAACAAGGGGGUCAAGAUAGACAAGGGCACACUAGUUGUUGGAUUUGAUUCUGACACCAAUGGGGAUGUAACAUCAGUCAAGUUGAAGGAUGGAAGAGCGCUCGCUGCUGAUAUUGUAAUAGUUGGUGUUGGUGGACGACCUCUGACAAAAUUGUUCAAAGGCCAAGUUGAAGAAGAGAAGGGUGGAAUUAGGACUGAUGCUUUCUUUCAAACAAGUGUUGGUGGAGUGUACGCUGUGGGCGACGUAGCUACCUUCCCUUUAAAGCUAUACAACGAAACACGAAGAGUGGAGCAUGUGGAUCAUGCCAGGAAAUCAGCAGAGCAGGCUGUGAAGGCAAUCAAGGCAAUCGAGGAAGGUAAAGUAACUGAUGACUAUGAUUACCUCCCCUACUUCUACUCCCGCUCAUUCGAUCUCUCAUGGCAAUUCUAUGGAGACAAUGUGGGAGAAACUGUCAUAUUUGGCGACAAUGACCCUGCAUCAUCAAAGCCAAAAUUUGGGUCUUACUGGAUUAAGGAGGGGAAGUUACUGGGGGCUUUCCUGGAGGGUGGAUCUCCAGAGGAGAACACGGCCAUUGCCAAGUUGGCAAGGCUGCAACCUGCAGUUCCAGACCUUGAACAGCUGACAAAGGAAGGUCUCACAUUUGCUUCUAAGAUUUGAGGGAAGAAGAUGCCAUGCUUGUAAAUGGAGGAGGAAGAGAAUUGCAAAUUUGUGGUGUGCAUGGAGAUGUACUUAGCCUUUUCCAAGGGUUUACUUGCAAGAGGUUGAGACUUCUCAAGGUAGUUGGAGACUUGGAGUAGAUGAGUCGCAAAGAAAAUGAGGUGGGGUAAGGAGGGACCUUUUUCUUGGUGGUUUGGAUUUUGAGUUGCGGCAAGUAAGAGG
This is a messenger RNA of Zingiber officinale, 1571 nucleotides long. Its product is annotated as monodehydroascorbate reductase 3, cytosolic-like. Bases 45 to 1349 code for a protein of 434 amino acids. Lineage: Eukaryota; Viridiplantae; Streptophyta; Magnoliopsida; Zingiberales; Zingiberaceae. Gene Ontology annotation, cellular component: cytoplasm. The record is from RefSeq and is a predicted model, not a curated record. Gene Ontology annotation, molecular function: oxidoreductase activity, acting on NAD(P)H; flavin adenine dinucleotide binding. The transcript has 11 exons.